Molecule: messenger RNA, 1728 nt
Organism: Zophobas morio
Lineage: Eukaryota; Metazoa; Arthropoda; Insecta; Coleoptera; Tenebrionidae
Product: GILT-like protein 1
Exons: 4
Coding region: 58-717 (219 amino acids)
Molecular function (GO): oxidoreductase activity, acting on a sulfur group of donors, disulfide as acceptor
Source: RefSeq, a predicted model, not a curated record
CAGUUGUUUGACUGCGUAGUCGUACAUCGACUGUUGCAAUAAACGCACUGUUAAAACAUGAAAAAUUUAAUUUUUACUGUGUUAAGUGUGGGUGUUUUUUUAAUAUUAACGGAAGGAGUGAAGGUAUCUUUAUAUUAUGAGGCCCUCUGCUACGAUAGUUCAAGAUUCUUAGCAUAUCAGCUUUACCCCGGUUACGCAAGUCUUAAGAACUAUAUUCAGUUAGAAUUAAUUCCAUUUGGCAAAGCCACACACAAUUUCUAUAAUAACAAAUGGAUUUUCGACUGCCAACAUGGUCCAACCGAAUGUAAAGGCAACAAAUAUCAGUCUUGUGCCUUAGCUCAAAAUAGUGGUCAAGACAAAGAUCUGGCAUUUGUUCACUGUGUGAUGAGAGAAACAAAUCCUGCAGAUGUUGCGAUAAUGGAAUUUUGUGCUAAAAGAAUAAAUUUGAACUGGGAAAAAAUUUCCAAAUGUGCUAGAAGUCAUCAAGGGGAUGAUCUACUCGCUCAUAAUGGCAAUAAAACAAAUAAUUUGGAACCAAAUAUUUCUUUUGUGCCGACAAUCGUAUACAAUGAUGAAUUCGACGACUAUCUGCAAGAAAGGUCACUUGUUGAUUUUGCUGCUGUUGUUUGUAGCAAAAUUAAAGGAGAGAAGCCAACUGCGUGUAGAGGAAAGAGAUUGCCAGAAAGGAGAAAUUUCCAAGACUAUUUUUCCGAUUGAAAGAUGAUUUUUAUUUCUAAUUUUUUAAUUCUUAAUCUAAUUAAUUAAAUGAAACUUUGUAUAGUCGUAUAUGUUAUCUGAAGUAUUUGUCGACAGACAUUAGUGCACUCGAGUUAGAUUAAAUCUGUCCACUCGGCAUGAUUCAGCAGAUUUUUCGGAAAAUUUACGACUCCACGUAUAAUCAGUGACUAUAAAUAAAAUUUUUUGUUUUAUUCUUAAUAAAAGUCUUUAUUAUAACAUUAAAUCGCUUACAAAAUUAAUCAAUAGAAACAUCUUUCUUGAAGAAAAAGUUAGAGUUCGGAUUUUCGUGAAAAAUUAUAGUUUUGUGUCAGUAUUUUUGAUAGUUUACGAAACAUAAAAUCCGAAAUCUAACGAAACAGUUAACAGUUUAUAUAAUUAUUAUUAACGAAAUAAAUUUUAUAACUCAAAUCACAGCUUCAAGUUGAUGAGAAUUUUAUAAAUUUAACAAGAGCUUUUUAUUGAUGGGUCAAAAUGUUCCUUUUAUUUAAAUUUAGUGCUUUAAGUUGUUAGUGUGUCCCUAAAAUCUGAGAUAAAUUCGAUUAAAGUUUAACAAAAAUGUUUGCAAAAACUCAACAUUUAGAACACGCCUUUAGUUUUUACUCGGACCACAUUUUAGGACAAUACUAAAAUUUUUUGGUUAACAACGUUAGAGUAUAAUACCAUCGAUGUUUGUUUUUUAUCAAAACUCUAGUUUCUAAACUAAAAUUAAAAUAUAAAAAAAACUAAAACUAAAUUAUUAAAAUAUAUAAAUCCCAUUAGGUACAUAAAAAUAACUUAUUAAUUUCUAAAAAAUAAAAAAAAAUUCGUCGAAAGUUAUUUCGGCAGAACUUCCCGAGCCCCUGAACUACAAUAAAACAACUUUUUCGAAAAAGUAUAAAAUUUGAUUUUGUGAAUUUUAUCUUUUUUAUGAGAAAUAAUAAAAUAAAAGUAUACCUAGAUGUAAUGUUAAUGUAAACGUAAGAAGCGUGUUACGGGUAUGUUUCAAAUGAG